Molecule: messenger RNA, 3003 nt
Organism: Cephus cinctus (wheat stem sawfly)
Lineage: Eukaryota; Metazoa; Arthropoda; Insecta; Hymenoptera; Cephidae
Exons: 11
Coding region: 557-2923 (788 amino acids)
Biological process (GO): meiotic chromosome segregation
Cellular component (GO): chromosome, centromeric region; nucleus
Source: RefSeq, a predicted model, not a curated record
GUAUGAAAAAGACUCCUAACUUUGUGCAACCAAUCUCAUGAUUGAAAUUUUAUUCUUCAUUUUUCAAAAAGCUGAUCAACCAAUUAGGCUACAAUUACUACAAACUUAAUAGGCCGACCAGUCCUGACUCGAAAUUUUGAGAGUAUCUAACCUGUCCUUUAAAAGUGUAAUAUUAGAGUCAGAUCUCGGAAGUAUUGGAAAGAGGAGUUUUUAAAUCAAUUUCAGCGAUUUAGUAGAAUUUAUGUGUGGUGGGGUCAUGAAAGUGUAUCGAAACGAUUGUGUGUGGUUGUGUUAUUAUAAAUAACAACAAAACAGAUGUUUUUAUUUAUUUAAACACAGAUCCAAGAUUCUCUCAGAGGUUCUACUUGGGCCAGUUAGGGUGGCGCAACCAGUCACUUCAGACGGCAAACUGGAGACGUUACAUUUUUGUCAUUUCAUUUUAUUCUGUGAUUUUAUUUCACUGGGUUUGUUGAAAGGGUAAACAACUGUUGGUGACGUUAAAUAGCAAAUAUUAUAUCUUUUUCCGUUAGGUACGAUAAUUGUUAGCAGACUAAUAAUGCCGUUAGUAAAGAAACAACCUAGGGUUAAAAGGGUUAAAGUGCUGACAAAAAGGAUACAAUUAUUUGGUGGCCGCAGUAAAGCAAAAUCUUAUAACACAAUAUAUGGAAAACUUAAAACAAACAAUAAUUCCUUGGCAAAAGCUCUUUCCAAUCAAAAACAGGAGAAUCAAUUAUUAUUUAGCCAAAAUGUUGAGCUACGUGCUCAGCUUCAUGCACUGGACACUGCUUGUAAUAAGCGUGAUCUGAUAAUUUCAAAAAUACACAAGAAUGCCAAGGACAUUCUUGGUAUGCUGGUCAACAUGACAAAUUCUGUGACAAAAACUAUCAUCUGUUGUCAAGAAUUUACGCCUUUAACAGACAAUAAUGCACGCAGUUCCAUAGGGACAGUUGCAAGGAAAGACUCAACUAGAAGGCAUUCGGAAAAAGCUCCUGCAAGGGGUAUUGUCAAACCUAUGGUGAGUGGACACACCAUAACAAAACCCACAAUAAAUUUGAGCCGAUUAAAUAUGGGUCAACUUACUACUAUUGCAAAUCUUAGUAAUAUUGAGGAAAUUGCAUCUCCUUCCCAAGCAAGCCCUGUGCUAACUGAUAUUCGAACACCAGUAACUACAUCAGCUAAUGAAAAUAGGACUAAUUAUGAUGGUAGAAGUAGACGUAGGCUACCGGAAAGAAUUCCAAUUCUUUUCUCCGACGACGAGGAGGUGCAAAGAUUAAGCAGAAGAAAUGGACGUUCGAGCAGACACUCCAGAAGGAGUUCUAAUAUAUUAUCCAAAAGUAUAACCAGUAGACACAGCAAUAAUGCUCUCUUAGAACGCAUCGGAAGUCCUCGAGUUGCCUUGAAUGAUGUCUCAAAACUCUUGCGAAAUUCGCAGACAUUUAACGUGCAACAGUUAUCAGAGGAAUCACGCGAAUCAAUCUCAAAUAAUAAUUCCACCGUUGAGGAAUCAACUCACGUACAGCCGAUAACAAGACCAAUGUCUCAGUUGCAAACGGGAACUCCAAAUGAUCAAUCAACAGAAGUGAAUACAAACAUAGAGCAUUUUGACCGUGAACCCAAGAAACAGAUCAAAAGAAACACAGUGACUUGGGAGGAUCCAUUGGAAGGGCCUAGCUGGAAAUAUAAUGCAUCUUCUGUAAUGAAUGACUUGUCAAUAUAUGAAAGAGAUGUAAUACCAACAGGAAGUAGUAAUGCUAAUACCAUUAAUGAUCAAUCAAAUCAAAAGAUUAAGUCGCCAAAAAAUCCAAAUGAUUGCAUCAAUCUAGAUGAGUCUAUGGAGUUCACAGAGUGUAUUACUAAUAUUACUGGCAGACCACCAGUAGCCGGUGGACCUUUUCUAAAGUUUCAUGAUCCCUCAUGUAUGCUUCACCAAAGUAAUAAUGUAGAAGUGCGAGCUGCACCACCGACUACCGUAGUCACUACCAAUUCCGAGAUGAAUAAUGUGGAUCUCGAGGAAGAACCGGUGUACAAUUUUCCUGGGCCUUUCGUAACUAUUCGUCAGCACUCUACAUUUGACGAUGAAGACGACGAUGAUUAUACAUUAAUGUACAUGCCACGUCAAAGGCAAGCCAAUAUGAAUUACGAUGUGAAUGAUCUUAAACUGCCAGUUUUGGAAGGACCUAUAAUACCACCUUCGACCACUGACGAGUCUGAGCCUGAGGUUACAGUAACAGUACAGAAGAUCACACAGAACUUCCCAGUGCCUGCUUUAUCGAAUGACAGCGUAGAUCGCCCCAUGUUCGAGCAGACGAUUAACGUUAACCUUCCACAAGUUCCUGAUGUUGACGAUCAGACUGAAAGGAUUUCUUAUAUACGGAAGAGGUCUUCUGCAUCUAAUGUUCAGAAAGGGAAACGGAUGUUGCUUAGUGUUAGCGAAUCUCCAUUAUUAAGGAAUGAAAAACUUAAAAAGAAAAGGAAGCCUGUUAGCUGUGCUAAAGAUCCCAGCGCCGUGAAGGUUGUUUCGCAGAAACUGAAUGAAACUUUUGUUAGAGAAAAGUCACCGUUACCGUUACAAUCACAAUCACAAUCAAUAUCACCGUCACAGUCACGGCCAUCGCCAUCGCCAUCGCCAUCGCUAUCACCAUCGCCACCGUUACUGUCACCAGAACGUAUUAGCUCACGAACUACAGGACGUUCUAGGAGAAAUGUAUCAACGUACUCUCAGGCAGAAGUGUCGAUGGAUUCUGAAAACAGUAGUAACGCCAGUAUCAACAGUGAAACAAGACCAGGUCGACCCAGACGGCAGAAAGCACCAGUGAAUCUGAAGGAACCAAAUUUAAAGAGCUUUUCAAUUUUUCAGAAAACUUCAAAGAAAUUUUUAAAAAACUUGGAUGACAUCUUGGAGUAUUAUCGAGAACACUUAUGAUGAAGCACCAAGGCUGGAUUUGUUUGAGUGAUUACGUCCUAUUUAUGUAAAUGAAUAAAUUGUUAUUAUGGUUAUGAAUA